Molecule: messenger RNA, 2247 nt
Organism: Seminavis robusta
Lineage: Eukaryota; Bacillariophyta; Bacillariophyceae; Naviculales; Naviculaceae
Source: the annotation of a GenBank genome assembly
AUGCAAGACAGGCAAGAGGAUGAUGAGAUUGAGCUCGUGUCAAACAGCAACUCAUUAUUACAACUGCAACCAUCUUCCCUAGUAGAAGAUGAUGAAGAUUUUGAGACAAAGGAAGAAACUUCCCGUUUGUUUUCCAACAGCACUACUAUUGGUGCCAAUGAUGUCUUGAAGAGGAUAUCCAAUGGCAACAUGAACAAGCAGCAAGGCUGGCAUGAUGACCUGUUCCCGCCUCAUCAUUUGUGUACUCCCGUGGUCUCUUGCAUUUUGUUGAUGGAAACGGCGGAACGAUUUGCCUAUUUUGGAUUCCGGGCCGUGCUGGUCCUCUACUUUACCGAAUGUCUCUAUUUGGACGAAUCCACGGCCAUUUCCUACUUUUCCUACACGGCGUGUGUCGCCUACUUUUCACCACUGCUGGGCGCCCUGUUGGCGGAACGGUGGGGACGAUUUGCCGUCAUUUUGCGCUUUGGUAUCCUGUAUGGUGUGGGACUUUUCAUUCUCACCGUGGCGGCGUGGUUGGGACAACAACAAGACGACCCCUAUCGAUCGCAUGGAGUUGAAGAGAGUUUGCGAGAUAUGUUUUGGAAACGAAUACUUACCGUCGUGGGACUUGUCAUGGUCGCUACCGGGACGGGGGGCUUGAAACCGUGUGUCAACAUUUUUGGUGCCGAUCAAGUUGCAUCCUUGCGUACCAGUGAUACGGAUGAUACUCCACAGCAAGGCACAACAACUCACAGGAUCAUGGAGGGCAAUCAAACAGAACCACAACCACAAGAUGAUGACCACGCGGUCCGAGAAUUCUACAACUUUUUCUACUUUUGCAUCAACGUAGGAGCGACCACUUCGUACCUCACCAUUCCAAUCGUCAAACAUUACUUUGGCUUUGGUGCGGCAUUCCUACUGCCUACCUUGUUUAUGGUCUUUGCCAUUUCACUAUUCUAUUCCAAACGAAAGGAAUACGUAUAUCGAGAUGAAGAUUCGCAGAAGCAUCAUUCGUUGGCCACCACGUUUUCAAUCUUGUUGCAACUAUUGCGCCAAAGAAUGAGUGUGUGGCUAGAGACUUUGGUGACAACAACCGUCAGAACAACAACAGCGACUUCUUCUUGGAGGAUCGAUGCACGAGGACCACGUCACGAAUUGCUCCGACAACAGGACGACGACGAGGAGGAUGACUAUGCACAAACACGACAAUCCGAUCCAACGGAAACAGCAGCGGCAGAAACGUCACCCAAUGACGAUAGCAGCAGUGCAAGCCGAGACGUCUUUCAGGACGAGGAACCCGACAAUGCUUCGUCCCAGAAGAAUCCCUCCUCCUCUACUGCUUCGAACAAACAUCAAUCUUCUUCGUGGGCACGGCACGAAAUGGCACUGGAAGAUGCUCAUCAAGCGCUACAAAUCCUGCCCAUUAUGGCCAUGUUACCCAUGUUUUGGAUGCUCUACGAUCAACAAGGAUCGGUAUGGACACUGCAAGCCAGUCGCAUGGCUUUGCAUGGACUCGAACCGGAACAACUACAAAUGUUGAAUCCGAUCGAAAUCAUGAUCUUUAUACCACUCUUUGAUCGCAUCAUUUAUCCCUUUUUGGAAGAUCGGCUUCACUGGAAUAUAUCUCCCCUGAUACGAAUGGGAUGGGGUAUGGUGUUGGCAGCCGUGUCGUUCCUCGUCAGUGGUCUGCUGGAGCACGUCAUUGAAUUCAGCAGCAGCGGCAGCCAAUCCGUUCACGUUCUGUGGCAGGUACCACAAAUCACCAUCAUGGCCGUGGGGGAAAUCUUCUUGUCGGUGACUGGGUUGGAGUACGCCUACUCCAGGUCACCCGACAGACUCAAAGGUUUUAUAAUGGCAACCUACUUGCUAACGACUGCAGUAGGGGACUUGUUGGGGGGCAUCUUAUAUUCCAGCGUUUUCAAGGACAUGAACCGGGCCGUGGUCAUGUACGUGUGCGCUGUCUUGAUGCUGCUGAAUCGGUUUGCAUUUGGACGGGUGGUAAAGGCAACAACAUCAACAUCAACACAACAGCAACAACAACUGGACGAGACCACUACAAAUACUGCCGAACCCGACAAUACUCCCGCAAUGAUAUCUAGGCAUUCGUCGGAAGGGUCCAUGGUCAUGGUUGAGGGAGAAAAAGUCAGUAACGCUGGCAAUGGCGAAAGGUCUCUCAACGACAAUGACGAUAAUGCGUCACCUCUCGAAGAUGUUGUCGUGGAAGAAUAUUGGAUGAGUUUGGAACUGCCCAAGAUGCAAAUAGUCUGA